UUUAACAUGUCGACGUCUCCUAUGAGUGAGAAAGUAGGCGGAUCGGUGCUCGGCGUGCGUUCCCGUCAGCAGCCCAAACAGUCAUAGGCUGGGAACAUCACACUCUUAAUAUAAUCAAUCAGAGACGUGCUGUGGAGAUGGCCUACAUGUGGGAGACGUGCGGUGUGGCAUGUGCUGCCUUCAGGGCUGAUUUAUAUGUGUAAAUAAGCGGAGUAAGAGGAUCGCUCAUGGUGGUGUGUUCCCGUCUGGAGCCCGUUAAAUCCAGAUAUGAGCAAGAUUAUCUGUGUCGCCCACCGUGGAGCUCCGCACCACCACCAGCACCACCAGCAGCAGCAGCAGCAGCUCCCCCAGGCUGUGGACGAGCUGCUCAGCUGCUUGUUUAUACCUCAAUAAUGGCAUGGACACUGUAACAGAGAGGACAAGAGUGUCCCCUGCUCCCUUUAACAACACAGUCUCCCUCCAGUCUGACAAAAUGGAUAUGUAUGCUGUGCCCAACCCGGGGAUACCAGGCUGUCCACCAGGACUAGAAUACCUGACUCAGGUGGAUCAGCUACUCAUCAAACAGAAAGUAGAGCUUGUUGAAGCCCUCGUUGGUUUCGAAAGCAACAACAAGUAUGAAGUGCGUAACAGCAUGGGUCAGAAUGUGUUCUACGCGGUCGAGGAGAACGACUGCCUGAGUCGACAGUGCUGUGGUCCCCUGCGCCCCUUCACCAUCCACGUCCUGGACAAUUUCGGACAAGAGGUCAUCACCGUCACACGGCCACUUAAGUGCAUGUCUUGCUUCUUCCCUUGUUGUCUACAAGAGCUGGAGGUGCAGGCUCCCCCCGGUAACACAGUGGGGUACGUUGCACAACAGUGGCACCCGUUCUCCCCCAAAUUCAUCAUUGCAAACGAACACACCGAGCCUGUACUGAAGAUCCACGGGCCCUUCUGUGGAUGGAGCUGCCUUCCAGAUGUUGACUUUGAGAUUUUGACGAUGGAUGAAGUCAGCAAGAUCGGGAAAGUCAGUAAGCAGUGGACAGGACUUCUUCGGGAAGCAUUCACAGAUUCAGACAACUUUGGUAUCCAGUUCCCCAUGGACCUGGAUGUGAGAAUGAAGGCUGUAAUGAUCGGCGCAUGUUUCCUCAUUGAUUUCAUGUUCUUUGAGUCUACUAACUAGGAGCCAAUCAGGAUCUCCAUGUAAGCAUACAAACAUUCCUGGAAGAACAAGGCCACAAAGCCAUUAUGAUCAGCCCCAAAUGCCCUAACACAGAACAACCUUCAAACAGAUAGUUUAAAGAACGUACCCAAAAGGUACCCACACAUUAUAAUUUUGCAUGAACAAUGAAAUAGAAGGUUUGUUUUAGUCUUAGCUGCUCAGGUUGGUUGUUUAAACAUGUGACUGGGCUGUGAGUGCAGUUGCACAGCGCAGUUUUUAUAUGAGGAAGUUCAUUUGUGUUUACAUUAUGGUCGCUGAGCCCAUCUGGGCCCAGAACCUUUAGUUACUACUUAAAAAACUUGCAUAGUAGGAUGACAUCCACAUACAAGUCAAUACAAAGGGUGACACUAAUACAGGCAAGUGCUGUUAUACAGUUUGUGACAGAAAACUGGUGUUGUUAUGGUCGGUACGCCGAGGUGGUCAGCCACAUAGCACCUGUGUAAUUUGGUCAUAUUAAUAAUCAAGAUGUUAAUUUAUAUAAAACACUAUGCUUGUAGCUACAUAUACUGUGUGAGAAUUAAAAAACUCAUGUGAUGUAGUUUGUAGUUCAGAUAUUCAAAACCCUCAUUUAUGGUUUUAUAUUUUGGUCUGUUACAAUUUGUCAACAUAGAGUAGUGUGUGUGUGUGUGUGUGUGUGUGUGUGUGUGUGCACUGCUUUGUGUGCGUGUCUGUGUGCUAUGAGUGUACUUGUGUGUGAUUAAAACAGAAACAUAAAAUAACGUAGGAUUUCAAUAAUAUUUUCAACGCCAUAGCAAUUAUGCAUAGUCAACUAACUCUGUAGAGGUUGUGUAUUUGGAAGCAGAUGGGUUAUGGCUCCAUGUACCAACCCCCUGUCUUGUCCACAAGAGGGAGCUAGCUUUUCAUUUAAGAAUAACCCAACAUGGCCCAAAUAGACCAACUCAAUCUGCUUAUGCCAUAGAUUUUUAUUGAAACAGUAGUGUCUAAUGACAUUGUUUAUUUUUGGACAAACUCAGGUUGAAAUGCAUGCUACUGUAUUACAGUGUUGGCAACUGCUGACUCCAGGAACUACAUGCCAGCACCUGAUACUAUGAAUAUAAAGACAGUAAUAUUUUGAAGAUGGUGUACAUUAAAUCAGCUAAAUAUCCAUAUUCUGCGUACAUUGUCAAGUAUAUCCACUUGAUUUUUCUCACUGUUGCAUUACAUAUGGUGUGGUGACCUUUACAUAUGUCCAAAAAGUUAAAUAUAACCUCAAUCAAAUUGCCAUUGACACUGCUGUGCACCAUGCCUCCUUGUAAAAUUCAAAUAUGAUUUAAUAGAGUGUCUCAGCCUGAUUAAGAAUGGUAUGGAACAUUGUAGCGUAUAAUUUAUCUACAGUAUGUGCUACAUCAACCUUAAAGGGUUAAUCUAGAUUUUUUAAGGGGCGAGGGGCUACAUGAGGUAGUCAGUGUAUUACACACAGUAGAUGGUGAUUGGCACACCCCCAGUUUGGAGAAGCAGGCAAAGGUACCACCACAGAAGCAAUGUACUGCUGUGGACGGGGGCAGCAGCGAAACAUAUUGCAGCCAUUUAGAAAAAUAACAGUUUAAGUUUACACUAUGUUAAGAAUAUUUUCACCGCUUUUCCUUGCCUUCAGACAGCGCUUCACGUUGGGAAGCAGCUGGAGGGUUCACUUCCCCAUCUAUGCUCUCGUCAAAGCUACCAGACUCCAUAAACAAAAUCAGUAAUUUUAGCUUGCUGAACACAGGAGCUGUUGGUCUACCGCUGCCUCAUUCAGUUUGUUUUGGUCAUAGUUGCCGUCAGCAACCUCCAAAAAAGUCCCACCGAAAUAAAAUCACUGUCUGUUUAAUUGUAACCUGUAUUUAGAAUAUUUUUACCUCUUUACCUUGAUGCGGGGCAGGACUGCCCUUUCUAUCAGCAGAGCUGUUGGUCUACUGCUGCCUCGAUCAGUCAGUUUGUUUGGGUCGUCGUGUGACUUUCGCAUCUUAAAGGGUUAGGUUAAAUUCAGCAAAGUCACAAAAUGACACAAAGUAACUUAUAGAGGCAGCAGCAGACCAGCAGCUCCUGUGUUCACCAAUUUCAAAUUACUGUUAUUCUCAGUGGAGUCUGGCUUUGAAAAGAGCGAUUUAAAGGCUUCCAUCCCUGUUGGAAACUGCUGUCUGAUGGCAUGAUAAAGCAGUAUAUAGCGAUAUAGCGUACACUUAAACUGAUGCUUUUGGUGGGACUUUGUUCAGGUCGCUGAAAUAUGUUUUGUUCAUUGCUUUGCUUUUGAUUUGACACUCCUGUCUGCUUCUCCAAACUGAGGGGGACUGACAUCUACUGUAGGGAAGUACCUCAUACAACCUCCUACCUUCAAAAGAUCCACACUAUCCUUUUAAGGCCAUUCAGAGCUCUUUUGUAGCAUGAUGACAAUGGCGUGUAUGUCAUCUGUGGUUCAGAAAAACUGGGGGAAAAAAUCCAUCUUAAGUCAUUUUCUUGUGUCAACAGUGUUUUAUUCUACCUUUAAUGUAUUGCUUCUCAGAGUGGAUUUAUCUCACCUUUAAUGAGCAGUAUUUUUCAAAACUUGAUUUUCAGAACAAAUACAUGAUUAAAGGUAUACUAUGCAGGAUUGCUGGCUACUGUUUGUGAGCUAAGUAAAAGCCAACCCUAGACUGACUCUUUGGCAUUUUGCUUUGCUAUAUUUACAUUUUUCUGUGCUGUGUCUUUUGGAUAUGUGCUGCUAAUGGUCUGGCACCUGGUCAGUACCAUUUUAUAAAGUCCCAACCUCACCUGAGUGCAGUGCCCAUAAACAUCCCAAGCACAGAAGAUAAUAAAAAUUGAGAAAAUACAGGCAGAGGAUGGAGUCUCUGCAGAUAAAUGCACUGCCUCACACCUCGAUGGGUCACAAGUAACGACUGAGAGGGAUUACUUUUGUAUGUGUGUAUACAUUUCCAAUAAAAUCCUGUGUAGUAUAUUUUUAAGUACUUAAGAUGGAUGUUUUUGCAGUCUGUUCUGUUUUCAUGGCUUUAAUUACUCUGUUUCAGUAAAUCUAACUUACACCCAUGCCAUUAGGAUUACCCAGACAAUGUUGCACAUCUUGUUUGGUCGAAUGGAUUAAUAGUAUAAGAUGCUGGUGCUUAGUCCUCUGAAGGCUCAUUGAUUGUGUUUAAAAGCCAAAAAUUAAAGUCAGAAUGUGAUACAAGGGGAGUUUCGGUAUUCCCAGUCAGUUAUAGUAUAUAUAAAAACAGUUAGAGUACUUAUUCUUCUACUUUUGCACUAAUACUGUAAACCAAUUUGAGUCAUGAAUGCAAACUAACUCUGUGAGCUAAGCUUAAAUUGU
Epinephelus fuscoguttatus (brown-marbled grouper) is the source of this 4475-nucleotide messenger RNA. RefSeq names its product phospholipid scramblase 1. Lineage: Eukaryota; Metazoa; Chordata; Actinopteri; Perciformes; Serranidae. Bases 398 to 1159 code for a protein of 253 amino acids. The transcript has 7 exons. The record is from RefSeq and is a predicted model, not a curated record. Gene Ontology annotation, biological process: plasma membrane phospholipid scrambling. Gene Ontology annotation, cellular component: plasma membrane. Gene Ontology annotation, molecular function: phospholipid scramblase activity.